Centruroides sculpturatus (bark scorpion) is the source of this 1713-nucleotide messenger RNA. RefSeq names its product nuclear fragile X mental retardation-interacting protein 1-like. Gene Ontology annotation, molecular function: RNA binding. The transcript is spliced from 9 exons. The coding region runs from base 105 to 1637 and encodes 510 amino acids. Lineage: Eukaryota; Metazoa; Arthropoda; Arachnida; Scorpiones; Buthidae. Gene Ontology annotation, cellular component: nucleus. The record is from RefSeq and is a predicted model, not a curated record. Gene Ontology annotation, biological process: box C/D snoRNP assembly.
CCAUAGAAUUAAAAUGGAGUCUGUUUUGCGAGUGUAAACACGUGCUUUUAUUUUUACGUGGAAGAAGACACAGCAGAAACAAUAAUUAAAGAAAGAAAGGCGAAAUGUAUUCCUUGCCGACUUUUGCCACCAAAUGUGGCGGAAAUAGUUUAAAAUCACUGCCAUUACCUUCUGUUUUUACUAGUUAUUCGAAUAAUGAGAAUGGAGUUUAUGACAGUUCCCCAUUUUUCACUCUGGGAAGUGGAUUUACUACUAAUAAUAAUAAUAGUAAUAGUUUGUGUAUUAAGAAAAGUUAUCCUCAACCUAAAUAUAAACCGCGGAACAAUUCUGGAUAUAUACGAUUUUACGGAAAAGGAAAUAACAUUGGAAGUAAACAGUUUUGUUGUGAUCCUUGUGGGAGAGCGUAUUCAGAACAAUGGCAAUUAAAUCAACAUUUAGCAAAACAUGUGAAGUGUGAUUUUGAUGGUUGUUUCUUUCAAGCUCAUUCAAAGUUGGUAGAAUUACAUAAAAAAUUGCAACAUUAUACUGGACUUGCACAUUAUUUUAUGAAAUUAGAUACUCCUGAAGAUAUUAAAAGAUGGAGGGAAACAAGAAGAAAAAAUUUUCCAACUGUUGAAAAAAUAAAAAAACAUGAAGCAGAACAAGCUGAGAAACUUGCAAGAGGAGAAAUAUUAGAGACUAAAUCAUUUGGAAAAAUGAAAUCCUCUAAAAAACAUAGUUAUUAUGUGCAGAGAAAGAAGUUUUUCACAAAAAGAAAAAGAAGGAAAGUAACAAAUCAACAAAAUGUAAACCGUACUGUAAAUAAAAAUUGUAACAAAGCAAUUCAGCUUCCAAAAUCAGUAUUAUCAGAUGAAGAUGUCGACAAUACAAAAGGAAUGGUACAGAAAUUUACUGGAAUUGCUUUAAACAAUGAUGAUAAAGAUGAUGAAAUGGAUUUUUUAUUUAUUAACUCUGAAUUUUUGUCAUCAGAAUGUAAACAAGGAGCUAAUUUAAAUGAGGCUAGCAUUGAACAAAACUGUUUAGAAUUGGAUAAAUUUUCUAUAAGUGAUUCUGACAGUGAAUUAGCAGAAAAAACUUCAGCAACACCUUUGUCAGAAAAUGUGAUGACAAACGGUUUACAACAAAAUAAAAAUUUGAAUAAUGAGUCAGUAUUGAAUUCGAACCAUGUAGGUUGUUUUGAAAUGGAGGAUGACGACGAAACUAAAUUAAAAUCAUCUUAUUUUGUAGCUGAUAAAGUAAUUGAAGAAUCUGAUGAUGAGAAACCCUUGGAACAGAUCAUAAUAAAAAAAACUAUUGAAGAAAAACCACUUGAAACUAAAAUUGGAGGUGCUUUAGGAAGUUUGAUUGCUAACUAUGGUUCAGAUUCUGAAGAAGAAAAGCAAGAAGAGGAUAAGAUACCUGAAAAAGUCGAAAAUAAAAUACAUGAAGUGCCAAAACAAGAAACUACAAAACCUGCUCAGCAACUGAAAAAAACUAGGCAGAUGGCACCUUCUCGGAGGACAAAUCAAUCGAGGCAUAGACCACAAUAUACUCUCUUAGAAAAACUUCUAGCCAAUGAAAUUCGCCACGAAAAAAAUGUGAUUAUGCAGUGCAUUCACUACAUCAUGAAGAAAAGUUUUUUUGACCCGAUUUUUUGAGAUUGCUGAAUAUGUGAUUAAUAUUUUCGUUGGAUCAUAAUUAUUAAUUGUGAUAACCAAAAAUGAAAAAUGUGUA